Messenger RNA from Aethina tumida (small hive beetle), 1925 nucleotides. RefSeq names its product arylsulfatase B. The record is from RefSeq and is a predicted model, not a curated record. Lineage: Eukaryota; Metazoa; Arthropoda; Insecta; Coleoptera; Nitidulidae. The coding region runs from base 189 to 1835 and encodes 548 amino acids. The transcript is spliced from 8 exons.
UGCUUUGGUUGCUUGAGAAAAUUUUGAACGCAUCAAUAUUUCUUUAGUGCGGUUUCACGAUUCGUAAUGUAAACAACUUGCAUCAUAAUACAAUAAUUACUACUGUGCAAAUUUACGUGUCGUUUUUGUUAUUAUAAUUUAUUAAAGACCGUAUCAGUGGAGUAAUAACGGCGGCGCGAAAUAAAAAAAUGUUAUUGUGCAAUGCUUCUAUUGUGGUUGUUGUAGUUAUUGCCUUUUGUUGUAUAAAGCUUACAAAUGCUAAGUCACAAAGACCCAAUAUUAUAUUUAUCAUGGCUGACGAUUUGGGGUGGAACGACGUAGGAUUUCACGGUUCAAAUGAGAUUCCUACUCCAAAUAUAGACGCUUUAGCGUACUCAGGGUUAAUUUUAAACAAUUAUUAUGUUACACCGAUUUGUACUCCUUCGAGGAGUACGUUAAUGACUGGGAAAUAUGCAAUUCACACUGGCAUGCAGCAUACGGUACUUUUUGGUGCUGAAGCCCGUGGAUUACCCCUGACUGAAAAAAUUCUACCUCAGUAUUUGAAAGAACUGGGUUACGAUAAUCAUAUUGUUGGUAAAUGGCAUUUGGGUUCGUACACCAAGGAAUAUUUGCCCAUGUCACGAGGAUUUGAUUCACAUCUAGGUUACUGGACAGGCCAUCAAGAUUAUUUCGAUCAUUAUGCUGUGGAACGUCCGGGAUUCGGCUUGGACAUGCGACGUGGAAUGGAAGUGGCGUAUGACCUCCACGGCAAAUAUUCAACAGAUAUUUUCACAGAGGAAUCCGUAAAAAUUAUAUCCAAACAUAAUACCAGCAAACCGCUAUUUUUGUACCUGGCCCACGCGGCAGUCCAUUCAGGAAACCCGUACAAUCCCUUGCCAGCACCGGACAGUGAGGUCCAAAAAUUCGAAUACAUAAAAGACUACAAUCGAAGGCGAUUUGCUGCAAUGUUGAGCAAAUUAGACCAAUCUGUAGGAGAAGUCGUUAAAGCUUUAAACGAUAAGGGCAUGUUGGACAACAGCAUAAUUAUUUUUACCACGGAUAACGGUGGCCCUGCUGCAGGCUUCAAUCUCAACGCCGCCUCGAACUAUCCGCUCAAAGGCGUUAAGAAUACUCUCUGGGAGGGCGGAGUCAGAGGUGCCGCUUGUGUGUGGAGUCCACUGAUUAAGAAAAGUAAAAGGAUAGCCUUGCAAAUGAUGCAUAUCUCCGAUUGGCUACCAACUCUUUUGGAAGCUGUUGGUGGUAAUGUAAGUAGUAAAUCUAAUAAUUUGGAUGGAGUCAGCUUAUGGAAUGCUCUGUCCAAUGAUGAUGUGUCCACACGAAGUGAAAUUCUUCAUAAUAUUGACGAUGAAUAUGGUAAUGCUGCCGUAACUGUGGGUCCUUGGAAAAUAGUCAAAGGUACAACAUAUGGCGGUCAAUGGGACUAUUGGUAUGGUCCAAAUGGCAGAAAUUACGCAUUUAAUGCAAGCUUGAUUUUGAAUUCAAAAGUUGGUAAAACUUUGAAUGCUUUGGGAAAAAUGCCAAAAUUAUCGGAAAUCGAGGAAAUCAGGAAAAACGCAACCAUAGAUUGUCAACAAAACCACAAUCAAGGCACAAAGUGCAAUCCAGUUGCCAAAACUUGCUUAUUUAAUAUAAUUGAGGACCCAUGUGAACUAAAUGAUGUAGCUAAUCAUUUCCCGGAAAUAUUACAUCGACUGGAAGAAACUUUAUCAAAAUACAAUGAAACAGCAAUUCCACCUGGAAACUUACCCUUAGACCCAAGAGGAAAUCCAAAAUACCAUAACUUUGUGUGGACAAAUUUUGGAGAUUUUUAUCAAACUAUUGUUGAAAGCCUUUAACCAAAGUUAAGAUUUAAUGCAGGUAAAUGAAUUAUUUAUGUUUUUUAAAGAAAUAUAUUUAUAUAAAAAUAAAGUGUGAAAUAAAUAAAA